UAUGAGAAAAAUAAUUUAUCAAGAUUGAUCUUUUUAAUAUUAAUUUUUUAAUGAUGUCUGCUCUCUUUUUAUUAAUAUGCAUCGUCCUUCUUAGCAAUACCAUUUGUUUACGUAGGUUUUGUGUGUAAAGGUGAAAAAACACGAAAUAUUUUUCUUAUUCGUCUUUUUUUCUGGAUGCAAAAAAAAAAUGUAAUUAUAACAAGAUUUUGUGUGUAUAGAUAAGAAGAAUAAGAAAAAUCAGAGUGAAUAAUUUCUCAUUCUGUCACCAAUAUACACGAAUAAAAUAUUUUUUUUAUCACCAAACUUUUUAAAUAUUAAAUUAUGAGCAAAACAGAAUAGUUUCGGUCACUACACAUUUUUGAUACAAAUAAUCGCCUAAAAAAAGACGCUUUUAAUCAACAGAUUUUUAUACAAAUAUGUUGUUUCAUCGUCUAAUACUCAAAUAUCAUCUUCAAUGUGAUUAGAUAUCUAUAUUUCUCGUCGUUAAAUACAUUUAAUGAUAUUUUCAUGUGAUAACAACCUUGCUGAUAGAUUGUCUCAUUAGAUUGAUGCUCUUCUUCGAUUGGACUGAAAAUCUACUCUUAUAAAUAUUCAGUUCGUUUAUUAUGACACGUGUUGAAGUAUUAGAUGCACAAAAAAAAAGAAAAGAACAUCCCAAGAAAUUUAUUAUCUGUUUAUCAUUUCAAUCAUCAUUUUUUUUCGGAGAAAUAAAUAUAUUAGAUGGUUAUGAAAAAUCUGGCGAUCAAAAAUAUCUCUUUUUGAAUGACUAUUUCUAUCUAAACUAUACUUCUAUUGGUCAUUAUUUGUAUUCUAAAUUGUGUGAUGAUCAGAAUAAUUGUCGCACGGUGUAACUGUUCUUCUUCAAUGUACUUCGAUGUUUUCGUAAUAAAAUAAGAAGAAAACAAAUGAAGAGAUUCUCUUGUUGAUGUUUAAGUAGAAUUGAUUAAAUAAUUCACUUGGUAAAUCUUUUCUCAAUCGAAUAUUUCAUUUUUCUAAUAAAUUCUUUCUCAAAUUAAAAAAAUAUUGGAGAAAAAUUUUUCUUCAGAUUUGUUUUUUGAUACUCAAAAAGAAAAGAAAUUAUACUUUGAAAUAAAAAUCAAGUUUGAAACAAGUGAAAUGCAUCAUCGACAACGUAAAAUAUUCAUAGUCAGUGUGUUGUUUCGUUUUUGUUUUUUUCUUAGGACGUUAAUUACGUAGGCAAAAAAAUAUACUUUUUUAUACGAUUGACAUGAAAGCAAUGAAAAUAUCUGACUAGCCCGUUUCGUACUGCUCUGUGCUAUGAAUAAUUGUAACUCGCAGUAUUUACUCUUCAAUCUUAAUAUCAUUGAUAAAAGAUUUUUCUAAUGAAAACAACUUUUUAUUGGACAAUUCAAAGAAAAAUGUAAGUUAAACAAAAAUUUUCUCAUUUGACGCAUAGAGAAAUGAGAUAAAUCUCGAUUAAAUUCGUUAUUAAUGAUAUCAAAGAGAUUUGUUUUGAUAAAAAGAAACGUUUUCUCUUUGAGAAUAAUUCAACAGUCUUAGUUUAAAAGAGAUGCUGAAUAACUCUUUCUUAAAUAAAAUCUACAUUAGAAAAAUUUAUCGAAGAUUCGACUUUAGCAUUUUUUUAUAGACAGAUGAAAAGACUCUUUUUCCAUUAAAAAAUUGCAAUGCAAUAUCUUCUGUCAGUUGAGAUUUUUUUAAAUAAAUAUUUGUUUUACAGAGCUUUCUCUCUGCAAAAAUAUUCCAGUCCACAAAAAUUCAUUUCAAAGAAAAAAAGAUGUCUUUUAUAUUAUACAAACGGUAACUCAGAGAGAAAAAAACAAAGACACGAAGAUCGAUAAUAUAUAUAUAUUCUCUCUUUGUAUGAAGGUAGCUUUAGGCAAAGAAGACGCGACACGAACGCAUGUAACGUUUGUAUAUAAAGUAAAAAUUUUUUCGUUCUGUUUUCAUCUAAUUAGACUACUCAUAUGUAUUAACAAAAAUAAAAAUGUUCAGUUUGCGAGAUUGAAUUAUUAAAAAAAUACUAAUCAGAAUCAAAAGAUUAUCUAGUUUUAACAUCAAACUUGCUUUUUGCAUCUAAUGAGAUUAAUACUGGACAAUACAAAUCAGAUAAAAAUAUAAAGCGAAUGCAUACCUAUAUAUAUGUGUGUAUUAUUUUAAUAAUUUCUAAGAAAUAAAUAUAUCUCUUAUAAAAUCAAUUGAAAGCAAAGGCUAACACACAAAAUAUGAAAAAAUUGAUUUUCGAAUACGAAACAGUGUCAAAGAAUUACAUGCUAUUUCAGGGAGCGACUAUUUUGAAAUAGUCAGAUCAGUGUUUAAUUUCUGAAUGACUACGCUCUUUGUUCUCAGUUAAUUUUUAUUGUAAAUAAAUACUAUUUAUCUAUGUUAAUAAUUUAUAUGAAUAUAUUUUUGAAGUUGAGAACUAUUUUUCUCAUAUGAUGAGGAAUUUGAAUUUGCGACAAAACCGCUCUGAAUGAUGAAUUCUAAGGGUUUACGAAAGUUUUUUUUGUUAUAAAUUUUUUUUUACCAAAAAAUAAUAAGAAAUAACUAGCACCAGGAUAGAGUGGGCAUAGCACCGAGUGAGGGGUGUCACGAAAUACUGAUCAAUGGGUAGUAAGCUAAAAAUAGUUUCCUUACGGAGUUUUAUGCAAAACUGUUAUUUUUUUGUAAAAAAAAGUAGUCUAUUAACUUUUCCUCAAUUUGCACGAAAGUGUCUAUACACGGAACCUUCGAGCGUGUAAAUGUUAAUCAAUCCAAAGAAGAUCGCAUCAUCUUCUUUGAUGAUUACGUAAUAAAAGAAAAAGAAAACGAAUAUAAAACUCCAUUAAUUCUUAUGAACAGAUAGAGAACGAAAAAAAAGAUUGUCCUUGAUAUAUAUAUCUAGAGAAAAAAUAGAAGAACAGAAAAAAUGUGCACAUAAAGGUGAUGAAAAAAAAAUAUACAUGUGACUACACAACGAGAGAGAGAGAAGGACAAAGAUAUUAAAUUGUUUUCUAACAUACAAGAUUUAAGAAAAGUUUGCUGGAAAAUUCUUGAUGAAUAUACCGAAUUUGAAUAUCUUCGACAAAAUUAUCAGUUUACGUAGAUUGAAGUAAAACAAUUCGUCUUUCUUUAAAAAAUGCAAUCAAUUCCAAGUUUUUCUUUGAGUUAUUUCUUAUGUUCAGACAGAACUUACCGAAUUAUACACAAAUAUCUAUUCGAACAAAGUUUAUAGAAAACUACACGAAGAGAUUGCAAUAGUUAAAGAAAACAAAACGAUACAUGAACUUACACUAAUAUAUCCCUAAUCUGCAUCUGCGUUCAUAGUUUUUCAUAAUCAUAUCAAAUAUCCUUUGGAUUUGUCUAAAGUUGACAUGUUUCCUUAGAAUUUCAAGAUUGAUAAACUUCAAUAAAAAUAGGAAAAAUAGACGAAAAAACUUCUCGGAUAUUCUCGUUGACAGAAUUAAGUCUAUUACAGUUGUUAAUUCAUAACAAUUUUCUGUUGAUUUAUGUUUAUUAGAAAUCAUAUUGGAAUCUCUGAAAUUUUAUUCUACGGAGUAUUUAGACUUGUCUACGUAAUGCGACUCUUUGCUGAUUAAGUUUUGUGAAAGGUUAUUUUUAAGCUGAGCUAAUUUACAUUUUUUAAUAAAGAAUAUUUUGAAAAAAAUGUCUUGAUAUUGAAAAAUCUAAUCGAUUGUAAUAAUUCUAUUAUGAAAUGAAAAACAAUCGAAGAAAAUAUUAGACACUUUUAUUGUUCAUAUUUUAGUUAUUCAUAAAAAUAAACAGUCCGGCAAAACCCAACCCUUCACUUCCACGUAGUGUCGGAUGGAAACGUCAUCAUGUGACGGCGAAGAUGGGCUCUGGUAAGGACCUCAGGGCUAGUCACCCUAGGUUCCUCUCUCACUGACUCUGAAAAUAACAAUAGUUAUCGCCUGUAAACCACGCUUGUUUGCAGUCGACUGAUGAUGAUGAUAAAAAUAAACUAUGUCAAUAUUCAUACCUUCAAUAGAAAUAAACUCAUCCGAUCUUGAGAAUUUUAUUUAGUUUGCAUUUAAAAAUGAGAAGAUUCUUAAAGAAUUUGGUGUAAUUAAAAUUACAUUAAAUUCUCAAUGUCAAUUGGCUUUGAAGAAAAGUCAAAUUUUAUGUAUAUGUUCAACUACACAAAUAAUACCAAAAAUUAGUAAAGAUCAAUCGAUUUAUUCAGUUGAAAAAAAAAAUACCAAAAAAUAUGUUCAACAGCAAUUUUCAAUUACAGAUGAACAAACAUUUUGGUCCUUUCUGAAAGAUUCCCAAAAUAAAUUGGCUCACUCAAGUAUUUCCCGAAUAAAAAAUCAAACAUUAUUCUAUAAAAAAUUCUCAAAAGACACAUUUUCAAUUCAUUCAAUUCCAAAACAAUCAUUACUUCAAUUAGGUGGAAACAAAGUUCUUGAUCAUAUUGUAUCAUCUCUAACAAGAUCAAAUGGACCAGGUGGAAUUUAUCCUCUAUCAAAUAAUGAACACGAAUUAUUUUCUCUCACAUAUCAUCAUCAAGGUGGACCUCUUCAUUGGCUAAUUAUUCCUGUAUAUCAACGAGAACAUCUUAGAAGAAUUAUUAAUGAAGAAAAUCCUUUAAUUUGUCUUGAACAUGGGCGAUUAUUAAUUGACCCAUUAUUCCUUGAUGAACAUCAUAAAUUAAUUCAAUAUCCAAAUCAAUUUGUUAUUUUAUCAACUAGAGUUUUAUCUCAAAGUUUUACAGAAGAUUCAAGUUGA
Adineta steineri is the source of this 4707-nucleotide messenger RNA. Lineage: Eukaryota; Metazoa; Rotifera; Eurotatoria; Adinetida; Adinetidae. The record is from the annotation of a GenBank genome assembly.